Messenger RNA from Macrosteles quadrilineatus (aster leafhopper), 684 nucleotides. Its product is annotated as transcription factor Adf-1-like. Gene Ontology annotation, cellular component: nucleus; transcription regulator complex. Lineage: Eukaryota; Metazoa; Arthropoda; Insecta; Hemiptera; Cicadellidae. The transcript has 2 exons. The record is from RefSeq and is a predicted model, not a curated record. Gene Ontology annotation, biological process: regulation of transcription by RNA polymerase II. The coding region runs from base 1 to 684 and encodes 227 amino acids.
AUGUCUCGAUGUGCAGAUGUAGAGUUAAUAGAGGCAGUGCGUUUAUAUGAACAUUUAUAUAAUUCGUCGGAUAGGAACUACCACGACGCCUUUAUGAAAGAAAACGCUUGGAGUGAAAUAGCAUCUAUUGUCAACAGCAGUGUUACCGAGUGCAAAAAGAAGUGGUUUUCGAUUCGCGACAGCUACCGAAAGUCGCUGAAGAAACAAAGAAUUUCAAGCGGACAGGCAAACCCCACAAAGCCUUACAGAUAUGCUGAUUUGAUGUCAUUUUUAAAACCAUUCAUCAGUGAAAGAGAGCCAAAAUAUAACUCAGUUCUGCUUGAAAACUCGGAAGAUCACGAACUGGAAGAUCCUUCAAAUGAACCAGCUGAACUUGAUGCAGAAGUUUCUACAGUCAAAGAUUUUAAGCAAGAGUCUAUAAUUGACCACAAGGAGCGAAGCCUUCCAAUAUACUCAUCCCUAAAUAGUUAUUUACAGAAGAAAAUUGACCGACAAGACAAUAGAGCCAAAAAGGAUCAUCUGACGAAGUUCUUCGAGGCCAUGGAGGCGACCGUGAGAACAUUCAACCCCCUCUUGCAGGUGGAAGUCAAAAGCAAGAUAUCUUCCCUUGUGUCGGAGUAUGAACUGGAAAAUCUUAGAGCAGAGUCUUCUUUACUUCAGGCAUCACAUCAUUCGCCAUCUUAG